AUGGAGACAGACACACGAAGUGGUUAUUGUGUUGUGAGACUUAUGGAUCACAUCACAAUAAAGGUGGAUCUUCUUCCAUGCGCUGGGGAGAGGAAAGUAUCAAUGAACUCAUUCCCUUUGAUUCCCAUACUCCAACCGUCACCUCAAACUUUUCACCGUCUGAAACGCAUUUUCUCAAUCGCUUCUCAAGGGCUGACUCUCAGGUCACGCUGUGAUUCUCUUCUCUCCUCUUGCUGUUUCUCCAGUUGGAUCUGCAGUUCCAUUCUCAAUUUUGUGUUUGACCUUUUGGAUUUGAAUUUUAACUAG
Messenger RNA from Sphenostylis stenocarpa, 306 nucleotides. The record is from the annotation of a GenBank genome assembly. Lineage: Eukaryota; Viridiplantae; Streptophyta; Magnoliopsida; Fabales; Fabaceae.